GUGGAUAUCUUAUGUUAUAUAAAAGCCGACAGACAUUACAUAAAAAGUUAUGGCCCUUGAAAAUCAGACUUUAGCAGACGAGAGCUGAGGGAAAGAAAUUAUUGCCUAGCACUUGACAUUCUGAUUUUUUUCCCCUAGCGCUUCAGUUUACUGACAAUUUGUUACAUAAAUUGUGACGACACUCGGCAGAUCUCGCGCGCUAGGAGUGUUGAAGAAUAGUUCCAGGAACAGAGAGUGCUAAUAUCUUCAUUUUAUGGCCACCGACAAACUAACUGGAAUGAAUGAGGCACACAGAAGAAAGUAUUCAUGGGUCUGGCUUUGAACACGGGUUUUUUUUUUUAAUGCCAGUGUUUUCAUGUUCAUUCGCACUCUUGUCUUUUAACGGCCUGCUUUUAAAUUUUUCACUAGGAUGUUUAAAAUGCUGGAUUGGAUAAACUAGAAGAAAACAAAGUCUGACAAGUGACACAUGAUAGAAUUAGAAAAUGGUGAAGAGAACGCUUUCAGACGGAGAACUCUUCGCUCAGUCUAAAAAUCGCCACGAGUCAAACCACCUAAAGCUGAAGCUGGACGAGAUCAAGACUCAGGAGAUCCAGUCGAACGAAAUUAUCAGGCUAGAAAAACAUAAGUGGAGAGAAUUCCUGCGAACAAAUUCCAGAAACUCGGGGAGGAGUUCAGCCCUGAUGAACCAUGACAGCGAAGUCGUGGACGCAGAAAGCUCCAGAAAUAGGUGCGAUCCCCAGACCGUGGAAAAGUACCAGCGGCAGUGGGUGGUUACCUACCACAACCACUCGCACAAUAAAGUCUACAAAGAGAUCGAGCAAGCAGGGGCCAGCGUGCAGAGGUCACUUAAAUCACCUCGCGCUACAGUCUCCGUCAGCGGUAGUAGCUCUCCUAACGGCGAGGUACCUAGUUUAUCUAAACACGUCACAGCCGUCAUGGGAGUUAAGCGAGUGAGAAACAACUGGGAAAGUAAGAGACCGAAAACUUCCGGAGCAGACUACAGACAUGUGGAGAUCACUGAUCUUAAACAGAACAACGAAAAACCAAACUCUAUCGCUCCGUGGUUGAGAAAAGACGACCAGAGUGUUAAAUUAGCUCAGGGAAUUCCCACUUCCAAGAGAGACUCUUACGUUGAUCAGAUAAACCCAAGUAGUCCUCAAGAACUGAAUUCCGACAAAUUAUUUCAAAGCGUAACUUCAAUACAAGCCAUUACAAGAUCUCGAAACGCUUGGAUGUGCUCCAUAUGUGGGAAAGAAAAAGUCCUAGAAGGCUUGGGGGAUAAAUUUGCCCACACAGUGCUGGUAUAUAAAGGCUUGAAUAAAAUAUUAAACAAUCUUCAAUUAAAGUCAACAUCAGCACUGCAGGAAGACCCUGAGACGAUUUCGGAAGUGCCCAAAGAAAAGAAAGCCAGUUCUCGAUGUUUAUGCCACGCUAAGAAAACCAGCAUUACAGAAAAGCCUGACAAAAGACUGUCUCAGACGACUUCAACGUUGACGUAUCCACCAACCCAAGAUGGAAGUUUGAAAUCCCCAAGAUUCUCAACAAGUUCACUACAGUCGCAGCAAAGCAGACGAAGUUCUAAGAGUAAGAACUCUUUCUCGGGUGCAGGAAGCAGUUCUGACAUCUCCAGCCGCGUCAACGAUGAAACAAAGAUUAAGAAAGCGUCUUUGUCCAGCUGUAACCACGAUAAACGACCAUUACAUGCAAGUACAAUGCUUGUUGAUUAUGUUGCGGCUUUAACCGUCGAUAUUCCUACCAAUGAGGUUAAUGACAAUCAAGUCGACUACCGAGACAAUGGUGUAUCGAAUACCGAUAUCGAACCAGAUAACACAGAACCAAACAUUCGAAGUAAUCGAAGUCAUCUGCAUGACAAAGAUGAAUCGAACGCAGACGAUUCAAAUAGCAAUGGCUUGAGAGAAUCAAAACAAGACGAUAAAACCAAUGAAGCGGAAACAAACUUGACAAAUAAUGUUUUACUACCUAGCGGGCUUGCCACAAAUCUUAAUGAUAAUAAAAACUUAGACUUCAAGUGUAAUAACACAGCAUCUAAAACACCGCAGUCUAAUGCAUCUGAAACCAUUUUGACGAAAGAUAUCUUAAGCAACUGUAUGAAAUCAGAAUCUUCUACAGAAAAUUAUCAAGGGUACUCAUUCAGCAAAGCGAAUAAAACUACUAGAAUAAACCUAGAAACCGAAGUCGGAAAACCUGAAGAUACAAUUACUAUUGACUUAAAGGCAGGUGAGCUCUUUUUUCAAAGGGCUGCAGAAACUAUUAAAGCCAAAUUAACUGAAAGGCGAUCAAUGGAGACUCUGAUUGUCAGUGCUGACAAAAGGCAUCCUAGAGUCAGAAAACACGAGACUCUGAAAAGUCCAAAUGUCGACGGUAAAACUCAAGAUAAUAGUGGUGGUUUGAACAAAGGUAACAAUAAUGGAGUUACCCAAAAGACUGAAAUUAACGCAGAGAAAUCUAAAAACUAUGUCAUAAUGCUAGAGAAACGAGACAAAAGAAGUAAAAACAACGAAACAAUAGUGGCAAGCAAUCACCCUGAACACAUACACAUGGCCAGUUCUCCCAACCAGAAUAAUUCUUCAACACGGGACGUUCAGGUCGAUAAUCUGCUUGAACAAUCUGCCUACGUCGCUAGAAAUUCUGCGACAGUUACACCGCACAAAGACAACUUAGUUGAACAUUUCCCAGAUGCAACUACGCAAAAUCAUGUCAGAGACAAUACUGGUCUUCAACUAUUCAAUGAUAACUCUACAGGUUCUGCUUCCCCAAUGGAAAUGAUUCUACCUUCCAGUGCAAGAGCACGAAGUGCCAGGGAAGCGUUACGGAAACAGACUGUUGAAUUCAAAGGGAUCAUCAUAAAGAACUACAUCCCACCGCAGCUUCGUUACAAGACGGCGGCCAGCGACAAACUGAAGAGACCACUGAGCGUGCAAUGGCACCCCACAUCCGGUGCCGUGGUCACGGUACACGAGAAGUCUGACAAAGCCAGACUUAUUGAUCUCGUUUUUCCUAAACAAGCUCGCCAGAGACAGCUGCUUCAGAUGAUCGAAAACAAUCACCGGAAACUGCCCUCCACAGCCACUUUUAUCGCCGACGCUGAUCUACGUCGGCGUAUUGAUAUAUUUUUACAGUCUGUGGAACCGUUUUGUCGUCGUUAGAGUUUUUUUUUUUUUUUUUAUGUAGAGAACAAACGAAUACUCACUGAACUAUGUAAUACACGGGGCAAUAGGGAAAAAUAUUUACGAUUCUUUUUUCAACUAGAAUUUAAAAGAAAAUUACUUUGAUGAUAAGGGAGAGAAAAGUUUCAACAUUCCACUUCUCCCAACUUUUUUGGGUGUGUUCUUAAUCCCGUACGAAUAGCGGCAUACAAGCAGAUCUUAAUUGACAUCUAAAAUAAAGACCAUUCGGAUAUUUACUCUGGAGCAGACGCCAUAUUGUUUAGUUUAUAUGCAGCACAUUUCAUUCUUCUUUUUUUUCUUCUCUUCCCCCCCCCCCCCCGGAACUAAACACCAAAGGGUCGUGAAGCUGGCAUCAUUAAAUACAUUUUGUCAGUCAAUCAGGUCAUUGUGUUAUUUCCCUUGAACCGGACGUUUGAGCACUUUAGAAAAGCAAAUGUAGGCCUAUGCACCGAAGUUUGAACAAUAUUUUAAAUUUAAAGAGAUUAUUGUUACUAUAGCAUCAUUAUGCCAAAAAGGGAAACUUAAUUUAUUGUAGUCCCCCCUUAAUAAUUACUACUGAGAAAUUUGCUAAUGAUGUGUCUACAGCAGUACUACACUAUGAUAGCAGUCUUCUUUACAAUGUUCAGAGUCUAAAGAUGUCUGCGAGGUCAGGGGUCACCACUACCUUCGCUUGUUACUGAAGCUAUUAUUCCCCUUGCUAUUUAUCUUUAAGCUCUUUCUGUUGAUUCGCCUUAGUGCUGCGCAGUACUUCUUUUUGAUAGCCAGAGUACAUUUCUAGACCUUGAUGAAUGCUGUUCAGUCAGACUGGCAUCAUUUUAGUUGGUACAUUCCUAGACCUUGGAGAAUGCUGUUCAGUCUGUCUGGCACCAUUUCAGUUGGUACAUUCCCAGACCUUGGUGAAGACUGUUCAGUGUCUGGCAUCAUCUUAGUUGCAGAAGCUAUCGCAAAAGGAACAUAGCUUAUUAGAUUUACAUUAAUAAAUAUAAGAUCACAUUUACUACAAGGUUUGUUAUAUGUUAAACUCAAAUAGGACGAUGUUCAACUUAUUUUUAAUGAAAUAUAUAGAAAAUAAUAGACUGACCUAUUCAAUCAAUUAGAUUUUGUGAAUGUCAAAUGUCAGCCGAACGCUUCGAAUAACUUAUUUCUCCUAACAAAUAUGUAGACACACCUACUCUCAGAAUUGUACAUAUCUGUGGUAUUGUUAUUGUGACUAGGUGCCAUGCAACUAUCGGCAAAGUAUUUGUUAUCAACUGAAUGUUGUUUUAAUAUUGAUUCUAUUAUAUAUAGCCCUGUGGGGAUUGUAAUUAGCCAUGUCAGUUUGGUUUUCUAUACCUACACAGUGAUAUUCUCAGACCCUUCUACCUUUUAUAGUGAUACUAUGGAAUAAACCAUUACAGGAAAUAAAUGCUACAAACAACAGUGGAUAUCAUAUACAAUUCUCAUUCAUAUGUAUAUGUCAUCUAAGAUAAAAUAUUUAUUUUGUGAAGAUGGAAAGAUGCUGAAAGUCUGUUGUUAUUGUCCAUAGCAAUCAGAUUAGCAUGUAAGUUAUAUUUCUACAGAAAGGAAAGGAUAUUGAUAUGUUUUGUUAAUAGUACAAUGUUAUAAUUGUUUGUAUUGAUUUGGUAUUAUGUAUUGUUCUAUAGAAUGGGAAGGAUGUUGAUGUAUGCAUUAAUAGAAUUAUGCUCCUUGUCUGUGUUUCAUGUUUCUAAGCUGUUUAACCAAGACGGCGCUAUAAUAAACAUAUUGAAAGUUGCAGUCCAAACCUUG
Molecule: messenger RNA, 4955 nt
Organism: Biomphalaria glabrata
Lineage: Eukaryota; Metazoa; Mollusca; Gastropoda; Planorbidae
Exons: 2
Coding region: 483-3167 (894 amino acids)
Source: RefSeq, a predicted model, not a curated record